This is a messenger RNA of Dermacentor albipictus, 1786 nucleotides long. RefSeq lists its product as uncharacterized. Lineage: Eukaryota; Metazoa; Arthropoda; Arachnida; Ixodida; Ixodidae. The record is from RefSeq and is a predicted model, not a curated record.
UACAACAAAAAACGUGAAAAAUUAGUGCAUCACAGACGUUCAUAUAUCCUGUGGCGCCCCGGUUCCGUGGUGAGCCAACCCCGCAGGCCCGGGGCCGCCUGGGAUAGCCCGCCUAAAGUUCUACAUUGCCCGCACGGUACGCACGUUGGGUUACCGUCCUGCACGCUUCUUUGUGUUCGCGCUUUUGGCGCAUAUGUUCUUCAAACAUGGCCUCAAAAUGCCUUGUUGAGUUCCGAGAAAAGAAGAUCGUCGUUCAUUUCGACGGGUCACUGACACGGCAAGAGCUAAUCGGAAACCUGCAGGCAUCCAGCGUCCUGGCGAAUGUGGAUACAGCGCAGCUAAAGCUCACGGUGUAUGAUGAAGACUUCAAAGUAUUUGUAGAUGUCCCAGAUGACUUUGUCAUUAUCGACAAACUUAAAUUGCAACUAAAAGAAGUGAGCGAGUACCGAGUUGUGGAUGUUUUGGACGUUGAAGUAGCACAAAUGCCGCUGCAGCUAGCACCUACACUUACGUCAUACACACUCCCACCAGUACCGCUGGACAUCCAAAUGGCUGUUGAGAAACAUCGUGCUGGGAUGCACUUUGAAAAGAGGCAGCGACUCAUCCAGUGGUUGUUUCAUGACCUCUGCUCAUAUGGAAUGCAUCCAGGAAAGCUGUAUGAGGAAGCAAGCAAAGCGCUGGUAGCAAAAUACCCCAGUUUGGCUGACAGCACUGGAACUGGAUAUGAUUCUUGGAGGGAAUCGUUGCGCUUCAAGGCAAAGUAUGAAAGGAGAAAGAUAAAGAUACAGCGUGGGGAAAUUGUGCCUACCAAAAGGACUCCCACAAGUACAUUGGCCAGUGGCGAGACAAUGGCGAAAAGAAUGAAAAGACCUACUGCUGUUGUUGAAGUGUGGGAUGGCGAAGAUGAGAGCAGCAUCAGAAGCCACAUUGCUUCCAUGAAAAAGGAGCUUCUGAAACAAAAGGCUAACUUUUCAUAUGUCACAGAUUGCAUGUUACGGACAUUCAGAACUCGACGGGACUGGAUUGAAAAGGAGUGCCCAACAAUCCAGGCUAUCACGGAUGAAUAUCCAGCUCUGAAAUUAAGCGCCAUGCUUCACAACGAGUUUAUGCUGCAAACAGGUGUUGACCUGAGUACAACACUGCGACCCCUACUGCGUGCUGUUGCAAAGAAGGUAAUUGAAAAAGCCCAGAAGAAACGGCAUCUUGAGGCAUUUCUUGCGGACUUUAACAGUCGCUUGGAGGCUGCCACCGAGGACAAAAAAAAUGAUUUGAUGGAGACUGCUGCAAUUUGUUUGCUGCCCUGUCUCGUUAAAGAGCGCAAGGAAGCAUUUUUGACAACUGAUAGGAGCACUGCGCACAGAGUGCCUACCGUGAUAUGCAGUGUUGAUGCAUGGGACUCGACACCCUUUACGGUCUCUCUGGAGGAUAUUGCGAUAGAAGAGAACACGCUGCCAGAAGCCCUGUCAACAUUGUUCACCCUUUAUUGGGCGUUCGACAUCGUGUUUCCGAAAGGGGUGCACAAAACGCUAGAAGUCAUCGCUAAACUUUUGGAUGUACCAAGCAACACGCACAUGUCACCCCUAGCGCGUGUCGCGUACACCGUGCUAAAAGCAUGCUUCAAUUGAGAAUUCAUGCAUUCAUAGUUGCAAAAGUGUCCUCUGUUAAAGACAUAUGUAUUGCUUUAUUUACCUACUUCUGGGCCAGGCGCGCAUUUUAAUCAGGCUCCUUUAUUUUUUUUUGCCUGUCUUGUAUAUUAUGUAUUAAUAAAACAUUUUAUUGCAUUUUU